Molecule: messenger RNA, 1599 nt
Organism: Clupea harengus (Atlantic herring)
Lineage: Eukaryota; Metazoa; Chordata; Actinopteri; Clupeiformes; Clupeidae
Product: interferon-induced very large GTPase 1-like
Molecular function (GO): GTP binding
Source: RefSeq, a predicted model, not a curated record
UGUGCUGUGUUGGAUGAAGUCAUAAAGAAAAUUGGAAACCAGAGAAUCUUUGUCUUGUCCAUUCUGGGCAUUCAGAGCUCUGGAAAAUCCACAAUGCUGAAUGCAAUGUUUGGACUCCAGUUUGCUGUAAGCGCUGGACGGUGUACCAGAGGGGCAUUCAUGCAGCUAGUUAGUGUGACCGGGGAGAUCAAGGCAAAGUUUGACUACAUUUUUGUGGUUGACACUGAAGGACUCCGAGCCACAGAGCUUGCUGGGAAGGCAACUGUCCAUCGCCAUGACAAUGAAUUGGCCACAUUUGUCAUAGGCCUAGGACACAUGACCCUAAUCAAUAUAUUUGGGGAGAAUCCCGCUGAAAUGCAAGACAUCCUUCAAAUUGCUGUGCAGGCUUUCCUACGGAUGAAACAAGUCAAACUGUCUCCCAGUUGUGUAUUUGUACAUCAGAAUGUUGGGGAUAUCUCUGCAGGAGAAAAAAACACGGAGGGAAAGAGACGUCUGCAAGACAAACUAGAUGAGAUGACCCAGUUGGCAGCCAAAGAGGAGGACUGUGUUGCCAAGUGUUUUAGUGAUGUUAUUGCUUUUGACAUACAGAAAGACGUGAAGUGGUUUGCACAACUCUGGGAGGGCAGUCCACCAAAGGCCCCUCCAAAUCCAUGCUACAGUGAAAAUGUUCAAGAUCUGAAGAAAACCAUUCUCAGCAAAGCCUCAGAAUCAAAAGGAAUGAAGCUCUCUGAAUUUAAGACAAGCAUCUCUGAUCUGUGGAAUGCCUUGUUGAGUGAGAACUUUGUUUUCAGUUUCAAAAACACAUUGGAGAUUGCCAUGUACAAGACGCUGGAGACAGAAUUUGUCAAAUGGACCUGGAGCCUCAGAAGCAGAAAAGCAUUAAAAAAUGGCAACCUAGACACUAUAGAGGAAACAUUUCUUCGAGCAGAGAUGAAGUCCACAUAUGAGGAGGUUGAGAAAACAAUGGCUAAAUAUUUUGAUGAACACACAGACAAGGAAAUGCUGGUUCAGUGGAGAGGAAGGUUUGGAUUCAAAAUCAUUGAGGUUCACAGUGACCUUGUGAAAGACACACAAAAAAAGUUCAAUGCCCUUAUUCAGCAAAAGAAGACUCGGCAGAUGGAUGAAAUGAAGGCACGCUACCAAGAUACUCUCUUCAGAAAGAGCAAAGAGCUUGCCAUGACUCUUAAACACUCGGACAAAAGUGAAGAAGCUCUUAAAAAAGAAUUUGAGAUAAUGUGGGAAAGCUGGCUCUUGGAAUUGAUAUCAGAUGUACCUCGUGUGAAAAACUGCAACAUUUGGGAGGAUGUUAUGAAUAUCCUGAGCGAGAGCCACGAGGAAAGUGUUUUGAAUGAUCGGUAUAAAAAGGCUGACUAUAAAAGCAUUACCUUUAGGGGUGAAUAUUCCAGGUAUGUAGUGCCCAUAGAGCCUAAACAUCAAGAGUCAGAACAAGCAAACAAGAAGAAAAAGCACAAUGGUCUGGUAACCUUUGUUGGAAAUGCUUGGCAAAAAAUGUCAGGUUACUUCAAGACACAUGAGACACAUGUUUUGGAACAUGAGCAUCAAAGAAGAACUAAUUCAAAACAUUCAUGGGAAAGUUGA